CGGAUGGUCCUGAUUCUCUCUUUUUCUGCAACUAUUUUCCUUAUCUCAAACACUCUCACAGUCACUGAAAAAAUUCCAUUCAAUUUUAUUUUCCGUGUGGAAAUAAUCUAAUGGCUUCUCUAAGUUUCUCUCUGUCUUCUCUACUUCUGUUAAUAGCCUCAGUUGCAUGGCUGUUGGUCAUUGUUGAGUCAAAGACCUACUGGGCAGACGUUGAGGUUCUGAAAGAGCUAAAGAACUCGCUCGACCCCAAAUCAGUGACUCCUGGUUCAUGCUUGAGCUCGUGGGACUUCUCUGUUGAUCCAUGCGACAACCUUUUCAGUGAGAAAUUCACUUGUGGGUUCAGGUGCGACCUUGUAGUUUCCAAGUUGAGCCGGGUCACUGAGCUCAGUCUUGACCAAGCGGGUUACUCUGGUUCAUUGUCUUCGGUUUCUUGGAACCUUCCUUGUUUAGAAACACUCGACCUCUCAAACAACUAUUUCUCAGGGUUUAUUCCUGACUCGUUAUCCAAUCUGACUCGGUUGAUUCGACUCGGCCUGUCAAGAAACGUGUUUUCUGGUGCAAUACCCGCCUCGAUUGGGUCACUCUCUAGGUUAGAAGAGCUUUACCUUGAUAACAACAACAUUGAAGGCAGAAUUCCUGCGAGUUUCAAUGGUUUGUCUAGCUUGAAAAGGCUCGAAAUACAAUCAAACAAGUUCACCGGUGAGUUUCCUGAGCUGAGUUCUCUCAAAAACCUUUAUUUUUUAGACGCGAGCGACAAUGCAAUAUCUGGACAAGUACCAGCAACACUACCAAGUUCUCUGGUUCAAAUCUCAAUGAGAAACAACAAGUUAGAAGGAACAGUACCAGAAAGUUUAAAAUAUUUGACUUCUUUGCAGGUGAUGGAUCUAAGUAACAACAAACUCAGUGGCUCAGUGCCUUUAUUUAUUUUUAACCAUCCUUCUCUCCAACAACUCACUCUCUCAUUUAACCAUUUCACCUCCCUACAAUCACCCAGUAUCUUAACCACCGUUCAAAGCCAGCUCAUAUCCGUCGACUUAAGCAACAACGAGCUUCGAGGUUUACUUCCUUUGUUCUUGGGUUUAAUGCCAACUCUUUCUGCAUUAUCUCUAGAAAACAACCAGUUCACCGGUAUGAUACCAAGCCAGUACGCGAUAAAGGUAGUUAAACCCGGAUCUGGAGUGGCUCCAUUUGAGAGGCUAUUGCUUGGAGGAAACUACUUGUUUGGACCCAUACCCGGUCUGUUAAUGGGGCUCCAACCGGGUUCUGCUAAUAUCAGGUUGGCCGAUAAUUGCUUGUACCGGUGUUCAUUUUCUUUCUUCUUUUGUCAAGGUGGUGAUCAGAAGUCCUUGUCGGAGUGUAAACGAUUUAUCCCUGGAAUUCCUUAAAAGAAAAUGUAAUUAAUUAAUUAUGUUAUAUUAUGUUGUAUUUUUG
Messenger RNA from Pistacia vera, 1431 nucleotides. RefSeq names its product probable inactive leucine-rich repeat receptor kinase XIAO. The transcript has a single exon. Lineage: Eukaryota; Viridiplantae; Streptophyta; Magnoliopsida; Sapindales; Anacardiaceae. Gene Ontology annotation, molecular function: protein binding. Bases 111 to 1385 code for a protein of 424 amino acids. The record is from RefSeq and is a predicted model, not a curated record.